This is a messenger RNA of Schistosoma guineensis, 2623 nucleotides long. The record is from the annotation of a GenBank genome assembly. Lineage: Eukaryota; Metazoa; Platyhelminthes; Trematoda; Strigeidida; Schistosomatidae.
GAGAAUUUUUAAAUACUCAAGGUCGCCCUUCCUAUGAUCCCCCAUUAUAACCAACAACUUAUGGCUCAACAUCCUAACUCUGGGAGGGCUAUUAUCUCUGGUCCCCGUCCGUCUGGGCCUGGUAUUCUGCCAUCUAUAGUUAGUCAGGAUGGUAAUCAGGUUAAUCAGCUUGCGAGCAGACGAAUGUUGCCAGCUGAUCCGCGUCUGCAUCAGAUUAUCGGACGUGCGGCUACCGCGAAGCGGAAACGUCGUUUGGCUGAUCGCCUUCUUACAAAGACAGUACGAGAAAUCAUUCCGGAGUCUGAGUCAUAUAUGGAGCUUUUAGAAGUUGAAAAGAAAUUGGAUUUUGUUUUGAUGCGCAAACGUUUAACACUACAGGAAGCAAUGAAAAAGCCUUUCAAGGUGAAGCGCAAAUUAAGAGUCAUGCUCAGCAGCACUUUUAAGCCUGGCUCUACUGUUAUGCCUGUUGGAUCAGAUGCACAAACUACACCUGGUGAUUGUGCACCUGGUUGGGAGCUGAAAGUCGAAGGACAGUUGUUAGAUAAGCCUGGUCAACCAAGUAAUAAUGACCCGAAAUGUCGUAGAAAAUUUUCAUCUUUUUUUAAAUCACUUGUAAUCGAAUUGGAUCGUGAACUUUAUGGUCCUGAUAAUCAUCUAGUUGAGUGGCACAGGACAGCUACAACGGCUGAAACUGAUGGAUUUCAGGUAAAACGUAGAGGCGAUAGUAAUGUUCGGUGUACAGUAUUGUUAAUGUUAGACCAUCAACCUCCACAAUACAAGUUAGACUCACGUUUAGCAAGAAUAUUGGCCCUGCAUACUGGUACGCGUUCACAAAUAUUCUAUGCUUUAUGGAACUAUAUAAAAACGCAUAGAUUACAAGAUCCCAAUGAAAAGGAUUUCAUCAAUUGCGAUUCAUACUUAGAACAAGUGUUUGGCUGUCCUCGUAUGAGAUUCGCUGACAUACCUAGUCGUUUGGCUCCUUUACAGCAACCGCCUGAUCCUAUAGUGAUUAAUCAUAUUAUCACAGUUGAAGGUGAUGGUAGUCCGAAAACAGCAUGCUAUGAUAUUGAGGUUGAAGUGGUAUGCAACGAUGUUUAUGUGUUUACAGCAUAAAUUAACAAGUAUUAGUAAUUGAGACGAAAAUUUGUUAAUUCCAACAUAGUAUUUUAACAUUAGAUAUGUUAUAACUGAUUUGGUUAUACAAUAGUGGUAUUAUUAUUGUUAUUAUUACUAAUGUAUUUCAAUUUCAGCGAUACCGUACAAAUUGAAUAACUUCGCAACCGGGUUUAAACUUUAGCCGUAGAUAUCCCUAACACCAUAUCUGUUUUUUUGAGAAUUUUUUACUCUGACAAACUGUUUUUUUAGGUAUUUACAUUUGAUAAGAAGUGUUUUCAGUUUGGCUUAAUUUACUUCUCAGUGACUUGGUGUAUCUGUGUUGCGCCACAAUAUUGUUGUGUAGUUUUAUUUCUACCUUAUGGAUGUCCACUCACCAUUUAAUGUCUUGGAAGCUUUGUCGAAAAACUAACUUCUUCUUUUAGAAGAAACGAGGAUAAACAUGAACAGUUUACAUAGGUUAUUUUUAGUACCGGUCUUUUGCAGUAUGAGUGCACAUCAGCAUGUAAUACUGUUAAAAUUUGACAUGACAUCUCACUAAAAUGUAGUCAUAUUCUUGGAUGACUUUGUCGAUUAUGCAUGAACGAUUUUCUAGACAAUUAAACUGUCUGGAACACUCAAAUGUUUAACUUUUUAAAGCUGAACUGGGUUAAUACUUCAGCCGCUACUGUCUUUUCAUAUUGUUUUGCGGAGAUUCAAAACUCAUGCAAAAUAACAUUUAGAUAUAUCAGUAAACCUAUCAAACAGCCAACCUAAAUCGUUCACUUACUCUAGGUAAGUAGGAGAAUUUGUUUGAAGCUGGAUAUUUAGAUAGGUACAUUUGAAAACAAAUAAAAUGCAAACGGCAUCAGUCCUUGAAGUCACUAACUUCUAAUCUGAGCCAUGCUGGUAGAUGCAGAACCCAUUUUAACUUUUUUUUACUACAGAAACUGCUAUUUUACAAAGAACAUUUUACAGUUUCUCUUUGUGAUUAAAAAGCUUCCUAAAUCUAACUUUCAAUUACUGUUGUUCACAGGACGAUGCAUACAAAAGUAUGGUACAUACUUAUCUAAGUAAUAUGCAUACAAGUCAAGAGCUAUCUGCAAUAGAUAAUAAAAUACACGAAUUAGUUGAACAGAUCAAUCAAAUGAAAGUACAUCGCGAAUUUUACUUGGAAUUCAGCCGUGAUCCACAGACCUUUAUAUCGCGCUGGUUAGCUAGUCAGUGUCGUGACUUUUGGGUGAUGACCGAUGCUACGCCGGGACAUCCGGAGGAAGAGCGUCAUGCUGAAUUCUACAACGCUCACUGGACACAAGAAGCAGUAAUGCGCUACUUUUACAACAGGAUUUCCCAAAGACGACAGGACUUGGAACACGCACUGGGUCUUAACAACAAUUGAUGCUAAGGAUUAGCUGUAUUCCUGUGCAUUUUAAACCAAUAUCAAAAGAAAUGUGACCACUAGUUACUGACUUCCAAUAAAUAUUCCGUUAUUUGUUGUAUAUGUUUCUGUACUAAUAUAUUUUAAAGCCUA